Messenger RNA from Dicentrarchus labrax (European seabass), 4539 nucleotides. It is a transcript of the gene cmn, whose product is annotated as calymmin. The record is from RefSeq and is a predicted model, not a curated record. Lineage: Eukaryota; Metazoa; Chordata; Actinopteri; Moronidae. The transcript has 60 exons. The coding region runs from base 91 to 3957 and encodes 1288 amino acids.
GGUACGUUACACACUCCAGAUCAUCUGCUCUACCCUCCUCACUCUCCUUCUGGGUCUAAAACAUUUUGGGCUUUUCCCUCCAGGUCCACUAUGUUGGGACAGCUACUUCUUCAGAGUGCGGUGAUCCUUUGGCUGGUGCAGACAGCGCACACAGGGGGUUAUGGUGCAGCAUCUGGAGUAUCCAAUGGUCAAGGGCCACAACCUCAUGGAAACAAACCUCAGAACGGUGGAGGUUUAGCAAGAAUGCUGAUGCCAUCAAAAGGUGUGGGUCAGGCAAUGGGUGCACAAAAUGGAUAUGGUGGAUACCCCACAAAAGGAAUGGGCUAUGGUGCAGCUUCUGGUGUGACCAAUGGAGGAGGGACGAAAGGAUAUGGUGCUCAAGCUGGCCCCACCGAUGGACAACAAAUGAAAGGCAACGGAUAUGGUGCUCAAGCUGGCCCCACCAAUGGACAACAAAUGAAAGGCAACGGAUAUGGUGCUCAAGCUGGCCCCACCAAUGGACAACAAAUGAAAGGCAACGGAUAUGGUGCUCAAGGCGGCCUGAAUAAUGGACAACACAUGAAAGGAAACGGCUACGGAGCGCAAGCUGGAGGAUAUGGUGGACAAGGAACUAAAGGCAAUGGUUAUGGAGCUCCUGCUGCUGUAGCACCAAAUGGAAACGGAGGCCAUUUGAAUGGUUACAGUGCUGCAGCUGGUGUUAGCAAUGGAGGUAAACCCAAUGGUUAUGGUGCUGGAUCCGGUGUCCCUAAUGGAAAUGGGGCUAAAACCAAUGGAAGAAAUCCAGCCGUCUCACCCAAUGGAAAUGGAGCCAAAUCAAAUGGAUAUGGUGUUCAAGGCGGCCUGAAUAAUGGACAACACAUGAAAGGAAACGGCUACGGUGCACAAGCUGGUGGAUAUGGUGGACAAGCAACUAAAGGCAAUGGCUACGGUGCUGGAUCUGGUGUCCCUAAUGGAAAUGGGGCUAAAACCAACGGUCAAGGAGUCGCAGCUGGCCCAUCCAGCGGCAAUGGGGCAAGACCAAAUGGACAGGGGGGAGCUGGAAGUAAACCUAUGAAAGGAUAUGGCCGACCACCUUUUGGGACAGGCCCAGGUGUGGGAAUGGGAGCGGGAGCCUCCAGAGGUCUUGGAGUACCUCAGCUUGCUAGGAACCAAAGGGCUCAAGCAUAUGGCGGUAAUGGUUACAAUGGUUAUGGAGCUCGUCCCAUGGGAGGCUACAACGGUGGUUAUGGCACUGCUGGUCUGGGUCUCAGACCUCGGUAUGGAAAUGGAGGAAUGAAGGGACCAAAGCAAGGCUAUGGUGCUGCAGCUGGUGUGCAGAAUGGACAAGGUGCCAAUGGUUAUGCUGGAGCUGGAGCCAGAGCCCCGAAUGGGAACAGAGCCUUACCAAAUGGUUAUGGAUACCCCAAUGGUGGAGCUACCAAGCCAGCAAAAUCAGGUUAUGGCAAUAUUCCAAAUGGACAUGGUGCCAAACCCAACGGAUAUGGACCCACCAGAGGAAGUGCAAUGAGACCCCAACCAGGAUAUGGAAAUGGAGCUGUUCCCAAUGGAUAUGGAACUAAACCCAAUGGUUAUGGAGCUGCAGCCGGAGCCGGAGCUGGUGUUUCCAAAGGCUAUACAGCCAAACCCAAUGGUCAUGGAGUGAGAAAUGGUGCUACACUUGGUGGACAUGGAGGAAAUGGAAUGCCAAACGGAGGCUCAAAACCUCAGACUACCAAAGGAGUUGGAGCAGUGUCCCCCAGUGAAGGUGCUAAAACACUCGGCACUGGUUAUGCUGUUCCUGCUGGUGUACCUAACGGACAGCUGGCUAAAGCAGCCAAUACUGGUUACGGCAUGAUGCCAAAUGGGAAGAGUACAGGAGCGUCCAAUGGAAAGGGCUUCAAAGGUGGAGUUCUCUCUCCUGAGCAGCCGAGUGCAGCACCAGAGGAGGGUGGGGUUACACCUCAACAAGCAAUAACUCAAGGUGCUGCACCUGUUGCCCCCGAGCCGACGAGCGGUAUCCUUGUUAUGGUGACACAAGAGAAAUAUCAAAAGCUGCCUGUGCCUGUGCCACAAGGAAAGAGCUACAAACACACACCACUCUUCCCUCUGGCUACACCAGAACCAGCACCAGCAAUUCCUCAAGGCAAAGACCCAAAGCCUGCAUCCAAAGCCACACCUGAACCAGCACCCGCAGCUCCGAAGGCAGCCUCAUCCGGGCCUGCACCAGUGGUUCCCCAAAGUAACCCAGCACCAGAGCCAGGAGCAGUUCUUCCUCAAGAGAAUGGAGGAGGAACUUCAAUCUCCAAGGGACAGGGAGCUAAAUCAGCCAAACCUGACUGUGGACCAUCAGGAGUACCAAAUGGACAAUGGAUGAAAAUACCUAGACCUGGUUAUAAUGCGGGUGCUGGAGCAUCCGCUGGCACAAACACUAAAGGUUAUGGAGCAGGAGCUGGUUCUCCGAACGGAUAUGGUGCUAAACCCAAUGGAUACGGUGCCAGUGCUGGGGCAUAUGCAAAUGGAGGAGGAUCUAAAGCAAACAAACCAGGUUAUGGAGCAGGAAGCUUCGCUGUCCCUGGACUCAGCAAUGGAUAUGGAGCUGGACUGGGAUAUCCUUAUGCAGGGAAACCUCAGCAACCUGGUUACGGACAAGGAGCGUACCUUGGAGCUGGAUAUGGAAAUUCAUACGGAGGAAAUACAGGUCUGGGUGAAGCAAGCAAGUCCAAAUCAGGGAAUGGAAAUGGCUAUAGGACUGGCGUACAACCUGACUAUGCAAGUCUUGGCCAAGGGAUACCCGCUGCGAAUGGCAAAUCAGGUGGCGCCAGACAGAUUCCUUAUAAUGGAGCCCCAGUGGUUCCUGCUGGAAUAGAUGGUGUGAGUCAGUUUGAGCCUCAGUCCGCUGGCCUUGGUCCAAAUGGAAAAUUGGGCAGCAUGUAUGGUGGAAUGGGCGGCUUGCCUUUCGGUGGUCAGCCCCUGGGAACGGGUGCAGAGAAAUCAAACGCCAAGUACGGCAUUGGUGGGCUGCAGUUUGGUGGACAACCCCUCAGCACAGGGACUACUGGCGCAGGGCCUUAUGGAUAUGGUGGAAGCCCCCAUGGGCCUGCUGGUGGCAAAUCGUCUGGAAAAUAUGGAUACGGUGGGUUCCCCAAUGGUGGGCAGCUUCUUGGUCUUGGCAGUAAUGGAAAUACAGCCGGCAAAUAUGGUUAUGGAAGAAUGCCUUAUGAAGCUCAACCAGCUGCUCUGGUCCCUGAAGCCAAAUCUACUGGAAAUUAUGGUCAGGCUGGGUCACCAUAUCAUCCUGAAACUCUUAGCCUUGGACAGAAUGGAAAAUUAACAGGCAAAUACGGCGGCGCUGAAGUUCCUUAUGCACCACAAACUCUUGGUUUUGGAAGUGAAGCAAAAUCUUUGGGAAAAUAUGAGAACCAGGGACCAUACCAGUCGCAGCCCCUUGGAUCUCAAUCUGAAGGCAGAUCUGGUGGAGAAUAUGAUACAGCUGGCUUACCUUAUGAGCCCCUGCCUCUUGAGCCAGAUUCAGCUGGAGAAGUGAAGGCAGAGGCACAAAGUCCAGCAGUCGAAAGCGACGGGAUGGCCAUUGAUAGAUACGAAAAUGUGGGCUAUAUAAAUGGACGAGUGCCAGAAGUUGUUUCAUUUCCUGCAGUGCCCACUCCCAGCCCCACCCUAGCCUACCCCUCUGACCCAUCCUAUCUUCCUGUGGAGUCCUCCUUCACACCUGAUGUGCUGCCUGGAGCAGGUGUUGAGAACCUGCCGGGCGCUGCCGGCUUCGCCCUUGACUCCGCACCUGCUACAGAAACACAGGGCGUGGCUCAGGUGCCUGAGCAACCUGAUGACCUGCUUCAACAUCAGCUUCCACGUCAGAUACACAUUCAGCAGCAUCUCAAACUGCAUUUUCACCAACAAGGAGCAAAGAAUGGCAAAUAUGAUUUGAAUGGCUUCUUUGGGAAUAGUGGCUAUCAAGGUUAACCAUGCUGACAACGACAAGUAUAACCUCUUUUUUUGCCGUUGUAUAUUAUUUUUAUUAUUAUUUUCGAUUGUUUCCUAAUUGUAUAUUAUUCUUUAUUUUUACUUCUGUCUGUCAAAUAGUCCUGGUAUUUUUGUGUUUGUUUUAAGUGUAGAGAUAGAUAGAUGUUUAGAUAGAAAUGUAAACAUUUUAAGUUGUUAGGUUUCCUGUUUAUGUAUAUUUUAAUGCGUCCUGCAUUACCUUUUUUGUCCUGCACUUACUGUUGACUGAACACGCAAGGAAGAAGAAAUAGUGUGUCUGCUGCAUAUGAUCAGUGUUUUGUUUGAAUCAGUCAGUUUUGCUUGAUAUUAACAACUUAAAAUAAUCCUGUAAAAAGUAAAUCAGUCUAAUUUAUUUUGCAUGGGAAAGGGUUUUUUUUACUACUAGUGGCAAAGCAUCUGUUUAUGAUUGUACAGUAUUGGAUUGAAUAAAACAUCAAUGAAUACAAACAGUGGAAAAUGUGUGGCUUCACUUGUAUUAGUAUGUUACAUAAUAGGCAAAGCCCUUUAAUGUAUUUAAAAGUGCACAAUAAAGAAUUACCAGUG